Molecule: messenger RNA, 3600 nt
Organism: Aspergillus homomorphus CBS 101889
Lineage: Eukaryota; Fungi; Ascomycota; Eurotiomycetes; Eurotiales; Aspergillaceae
Product: Sfi1 family protein
Exons: 2
Coding region: 196-3450 (1084 amino acids)
Source: RefSeq, a predicted model, not a curated record
CAAUGAUCGAUCACCGGCCGUAGCCAUUGGGUCUACAGGUCCUUUUCGGAUCUAAUUUUUGAGCCAUAUUUCGCAGACCAGAGCACUGUGGGACCCGCCGUCGUCUCCCAACACUGUGCCUCGCAAUGGUUGAUUUUCUUUCCCGCCUCCAUGACCCAUAUGCGACCAAACGCGCCCUAGGUCGCGAAGAAAUCGAUGCCUCCCGUUCCCUUCAAACGAAAACCUUUGUCCUAUGAAGACCCGUUGCUUUCAGAUGACGAUGUCGGCUUCCUCUAUCAAGUCAUCACACGCGCCGAGCGCGAUCCAGAAGUCGAGCGCCUUCCAUACAGAGUACUCUUCGAUGCGUACGAUCAGGUCAUCGCGGAACAUGGUGUGGACGCGGAUCCAGGCUAUGCCUGCAUGCGCUUCUUGCUCAAGAUGGGAAGCAAGGAUCUCGUUGGGGAAACACUCUUCGAGAAGUUUGAAAACUUGUUAGAACGGAUGGGAAUAGUGAUUGAGAUCGGCGAAGACGACGGCCAGGAGGAGACCUACGCUGACACUGUGCCUUCAGUCGAAAGCCGGGUUAGGAAAAGGAGACAAGAUGCUACUGGGGAGACCACAGAACCUACAUACCCUGAGAUACAAACGCCUUUACGAAGACGCGCCUCAUUCAACUCGAUGUACGACGUCGGUGAAGACCCUACUCAGAGAAGCUUCAUAAACCGUCCGAGUUCACGAUCCUCGAUGUCGCGAUUGCAAACCGGAAAACCCGAGUAUCCCUUCGCGGAUUCCACUCCAUAUACAAAGCGCGCAAUCGCCUCGAAAGGCACAGAUUCUCCGGAUAGAACCCAACUGAUCGCACAGUUUCUCGAUGUGGGUCGUCGACUUAUGAGCAGAUUUGAUCUUCUGGCCGCAGCAAAAUCAAAGUCGGCGCCCGAAGAGAAACCUAUGCCAAACGGCCUGUAUGCUCGCGCUGCGGUAGAUCGGGACCGCUCUGAAAGAAUAGCUGAGGCAUCGCGUUCGCGGCUUUCAAAAUCUUCAAGUAGCUCCGAAGAAGAGGAAGAACAAUCAUCCUCGUCUCAAGACGAGGCUAGUGGUUCAUUUGAGCGACCAGAGGCUCCCCCAGAACUACUCUAUCGACCUUCACUUUCGGACUUGCUGCGUGACGCGUCGACUUUCAACAUGUACCGCCAACGAGCGAUUCACCGCCGGAUACUGACCCAAUGGCUCAAAAAGGCUGUUGAAAAAAGACAGACCCAUCAUCACUUGGAGGCCGUCGCUUCCAACCGAGACAGAGGUACACUGUUGCGACAAGCAUUUGAGACAUGGCAUGGGAAAAUUAUAGAGAAGCGCCGAACGGAACGGACAGAAAGGUUCUUCAAGCACCUCGAAGAGCGCGCUGGACGGGCUCGGGAUCUUUACCUAUUGACUAAAGCAUUCUCCCACUGGGCUCAAUUCACCUCGGAAGAAAUUGCAAGAACGUCUGCCGCUCGCCGACAUAUCCUGAGUGUCAAAUAUUUUAACGCAUGGCGAGAAAUCACUGCAGUCAAUGAAUUGAAAGCUCAGCGCUUUGCCUUACGUCGACCCUUCAAUGCCUGGAGAAGGAAAGCAAGGCAGCUCAAGGAGGCAGAGGCAGAAGCGGUGGCUAUUCAUGAUGAGAAGUUGACAAAUGCAGCUUACUGGCAAUGGUUCUGGCAUUUUUGCGAGCAGCGUGCUCCUCAGUGGUAUGAUCAUUGCCUCAAGAGACGGUCUUUGCUGUAUUGGCUGCGCAAAUUUCGAACUAAUAGGGAGCGAAACCAUGAAAUUGAAGUCUGGAAUCGCCAAAAUCUCCUGACAUCUACUUGGCAAGCCUGGUAUCAUCGAACCGAAGGCGUGAUUGAUAUGGAACAUGAAGCAGCAUCGAUACACAGACGUCAGCUUCUCGGCGAAGCUUUCAGAGAAUGGAGAGCCCAGGCUCAUCUAGCGCCGGUCGCCGGUCGUGUCUCGCAAAUGGUAGAUAACAGAAUUCUUCGAUCGGCUUAUCAGCAAUGGAUCAAUAGGGUCCAGAUGUUACAGCAGGCGAGAGAAAUGGAUCGAUACCGCAUUGUACGGAAUUCCUGGACAGCGUGGAAUGAUCUGCUUCGUUGUCAGGCUCUUCACGCCCGGAUCGAAGAGCGUUUGAAGCUAGAAGCGAUGUACAAAUGGAUUUUGGCCGAACGAUACCGACUAAUGCAGCGGAUCAGAGAACAGCGGAUCAAGCAUGAAACCUUGUCCAGAUUCGUGACGAAUAUCCGCGGAACGUAUUCGGUGCUGCUUGACCGCGCAGAAGCCUAUGAAAGGCGUCAAACAAAGGAUCUACUUCGUUCAAAGCUCCAGUGUUGGCGGGAUCAGCUUGCCUUACAACACGAACGAGAUACCGUUGCGUUCGAGUUCUAUGCACCACGUCUCGCUCAGGAAUCGCUCGUCGCUUGGCGCUCCAAACUUCAGCAUGUGGCGAAGAUCGAAGGAUGGGCGCAUAAUGCCAGAUUUUAUUUCUUGGCCACCAAGUAUCUCAAGCAGUGGCGUGUGGCUGCAACAGAAUCUGCAAAACGACGUCGCCAGGAAGCCUAUGUCAAAACUCGAAGGAAGCACAAAAUAAGACUCGCGACGGAUGCUCUACUGCACUGGUUGUCCAAAGCUCGUACCGUGGCUGAUCUGGAGCAUCAAGCUAUACAGUUCUCGCGGCAGAAAGUACUAAUCAUCGCAUCUGAGCUUCUGGGCCGAUGGCAAGACAAGACAAUUACUCGGAUCCAGGAGUGCGAUUACGCUGAUAAUCAUUUCGCUCGUCAGAACGUGCAAGAGCAAUUGACACGCUGGGUUGAGCAUUUAGCCAAGGUUCGCCGUCAAGAGGAGCAAGCAGACAGCAUACACCAGCUGCAUGCUUUAUCACAGGCCAGCUCACAACUUCGCAAGCUUAGCUUCCGCGUCUUUCAAAUCAAGAGCAGCUUCGAGACGGCGGACGCGAUGAAGGAUCGCAAUCUGCGAAAGCAUACACGGGGCAUGUUCCGUAAUUGGCUUGAUCGAGCAAGAACGAAACUCGAAGCGCGAGACACAGCAGGCCCUUUGCUUAGCCCGCGGAAGAACUUUGACGCUCCACUUGGGCUCGAUACGAAUCGACGACUGUUUGAUACCUACUAUCAGGUCGAGACCCCCUUCAAGAUCUAUGCUACAGAACCCCAGGUUACCUCAACCACACCUCUAGCGACCCCUAAUUUUCUCACUUCGCCCUCCAGGCGGGCGGCUCCAUCAUUGGCACAGGGUUCUACUACCCCGGCAACGCCUCUGUAUACGCCCUUUGCUAGUCGACUACUACGCGCUGGCGCCUUACCUCGAACACUUUCUAGUCGACGUCGUGCUGGACGAAGUAGUGCGCUUGGCACAAGUGUUCGAUUCGUGGAUGAAGAGCCUGAGUCGCCGACGGACGGGAGAAGGUCGUCUGGUCGACGGACCUGAGCAUUCCGCUUGUUAUUGAAUUUAAGUUCUAAGGGAGGCCUUCUUGCUUGACUUGCUAAAUUUUCUUGCUUGAAAUCAUGAUACCCGUUUGCGUUGUUACGAUAGCGUGUAGACUAUGGCUUUCUAUUUCCUGUCACAUAUACUUGGGAC